Molecule: messenger RNA, 3357 nt
Organism: Medicago truncatula (barrel medic)
Lineage: Eukaryota; Viridiplantae; Streptophyta; Magnoliopsida; Fabales; Fabaceae
Product: MDIS1-interacting receptor like kinase 2
Exons: 2
Coding region: 59-3172 (1037 amino acids)
Biological process (GO): protein phosphorylation
Molecular function (GO): protein kinase activity; protein binding; ATP binding
Source: RefSeq, a predicted model, not a curated record
UGCAACUACUACAUAACUAAGCAUGCAAAACUAUCUUUUGUAUGAUUACUCCUAGCUAAUGUUAAACAUAAUGUUCACAAAGCUUCUGUCAUUUCAGUUUAUUCUCAUGAUGUUUUUCUGUUCACUUUUAUGGCUCUCUACCAUCCAAGUUUAUGGCAUUUUCAGUUUUGCUGCAACUAAUGCUACAAAAGAUAAAGGUAGUGAAGCAAUUGCUCUAUUAAAUUGGAAAACCAACCUUGACAAACAAAGCCAAGCUUCAUUAUCUUCUUGGACAACCUUUUCAAGUCCUUGCAAUUGGGAAGGAAUUGUUUGUGAUGAAACAAAUUCUGUGACAAUUGUAAAUGUUGCAAACUUUGGACUUAAAGGUACUCUUUUCAGUCUCAACUUCUCAUCUUUUCCUAUGCUUCAAACUUUGGAUAUCAGUUACAACUUUUUUUAUGGACCUAUUCCACAUCAAAUUGGUAACUUGUCCAACAUUUCUAAACUAAAAAUGAGUCAUAACCUUUUCAAUGGUUCCAUUCCUCAAGAAAUAGGGAAACUAAGAAAUCUAAAUCACCUUAAUAUUGCAACAUGUAAGCUCAUUGGUUCCAUACCCUCAACAAUUGGAAUGUUGAUAAAUCUUGUUGAACUUGAUUUGUCAGCUAACUAUCUCUCAGGCGAAAUCCCGUCAAUAAAAAACUUGUUGAACUUAGAAAAGCUUGUUCUCUACGGAAACUCUCUUUCUGGACCGAUUCCUUUUGAGUUAGGAACAAUCUCUUCUCUUAGAACAAUUAAAUUGUUGCACAAUAAUUUUUCUGGUGAAAUUCCAUCUUCCAUAGGAAACUUGAAAAACUUGAUGAUACUUCAGCUUAGUAAUAAUCAAUUUCUUGGAUCAAUUCCUUCCACUAUUGGAAACUUGACAAAACUCAUUCAAUUGUCAAUUUCUGAAAACAAACUUUCUGGAUCAAUUCCUUCUUCAAUAGGAAACUUGAUCAAUCUAGAAAGGCUUAGUCUUGCACAAAAUCAUCUUUCUGGACCUAUUCCUUCAACCUUUGGAAAUUUGACCAAACUAACCUUUCUAUUACUUUACACAAACAAGCUUAAUGGUAGCAUUCCAAAAACAAUGAAUAACAUUACCAAUUUGCAAAGUUUGCAAUUAAGCUCCAAUGAUUUCACUGGCCAAUUGCCACAUCAAAUUUGCCUUGGUGGUUCUCUUAGAAAUUUUUCUGCUGAUAAGAAUCAGUUCAGUGGUUUUGUUCCAAGAAGCUUGAAGAAUUGUUCAAGCCUUCUUAGACUUAACCUUGCAGAAAAUAUGUUGAUUGGAAAUAUUUCAGAUGAUUUUGGUGUGUAUCCAAAUUUGAGCUACAUUUCUUUGAGUGACAAUUUUUUGUAUGGCCAAAUUUUGCCAAAUUUGGUAAAAAGUCAUAAUCUAAUUGGCCUAGAGAUCUCAAAUAACAAUUUAUCAGGCACUAUACCUUCAGAACUAGGACAAGCACCUAAGUUACAAAGUCUUCAACUUUCUUCAAAUCAUCUAACCGGAAAAAUUCCUAAAGAGCUUUGUUACUUAACUUCAUUGUAUGAACUCUCCUUGAGUAACAAUAAACUUUCUGGAAACAUUCCUAUAGAAAUAGGAUCCAUGCAGGGACUUCAAAAAUUGAAUCUUGCAGCAAAUAAUUUAAGUGGAUCAAUUCCAAAACAAAUUGGAAAUCUUCUCAAAUUAGUUAAUUUGAAUUUGAGCAAUAAUAAGUUCAUGGAAGGAAUUCCCCUUGAAUUUAACAGAUUGCAAUAUCUUGAAAAUCUUGAUCUUGGUGGAAAUUCGCUAAAUGGAAAAAUACCAGAGUCACUUGGAAAGUUGCAAAAGUUGAACACAUUGAAUCUCUCUCACAAUAAUCUCUAUGGAACCAUUCCAUCUAAUUUUAAGGAUUUGAUAAGCUUGACAAUGGUUGACAUAUCUUAUAACCAAUUAGAGGGUUCAAUUCCUAACAAUCCAGUGUUUCUUAAGGCGCCAUUUGAAGCACUUAGAAACAAUACAGGUUUAUGUGGUAAUGCAUCAGGCUUGGUACCUUGCAAUGACUUGAGUCAUAAUAACACAAAAAGUAAAAACAAAAGUGCGAAAUUGGAAUUAUGUAUUGCUUUGAUUAUUCUAUUUCUUGUAGUCUUCCUGGUUCGUGGCUCUUUACAUAUUCAUUUGCCAAAAGCAAGAAAAAUUCAAAAGCAAGCUAGAGAAGAACAAGAACAAACUCAAGAUAUUUUUUCCAUAUGGAGUUAUGAUGGAAAAAUGGUUUAUGAAAAUAUCAUUGAAGCCACAGAGGAUUUUGAUGACAAAUAUCGAAUUGGUGAAGGAGGUUCUGGUUCUGUUUACAAGGCCAAUUUACCUUCUGGCCAAGUUAUUGCUGUGAAAAAACUUCAUGCUGAAGUUGAUGGUGAAAUGCACAAUUUCAAGGCUUUUACUAAUGAGGUUAAAGCAUUGACACAAAUCAAACAUCGUAACAUUGUGAAGUUAUAUGGAUUUUGUUCACAUCCACGCCACGCUUUUGUGGUUUAUGACUUCCUAGAAGGAGGGAGUUUGGAUAAUGUGUUAAGCAACGACACACAAGCAACAAUGUUUAUUUGGAAAAAGAGAGUGAAUGUUGUUAAGGGUGUAACAAAUGCUCUUUACCAUAUGCAUCAUGGUUGCGCUCCUCCUAUUGUUCAUCGCGACAUAUCGAGCAAAAAUGUUCUUUUAGAUUUGGAUUGUGAAGCUUACAUCUCAGACUUUGGAACAGCUAAGAUUCUGAAUCUUGAUUCACAAAAUUCAACAACAUUUGCAGGCACUUAUGGUUAUGCAGCACCAGAGCUUGCAUAUACUCAGGAAGUGAAUGAAAAAUGUGAUGUGUUUAGUUUUGGAGUGUUAUGUUUGGAAAUAAUAAUGGGAAAACAUCCAGGGGAUCUUAUUUUAACAUUGUUCUCAUCAUCUGAAGCACCAAUGGCGUAUAAUUUGCUUUUGAAAGAUGUAUUAGACACAAGACUUCCACUUCCAGAAAAUUCAGUUGCUAAGGAUGUGAUCUUGAUUGCAAAAAUGGCAUUUGCUUGCUUGAGUGGGAAUCCACAUUCUCGACCAACUAUGAAACAAGCGUAUAACAUGUUUGUUAUGUCAAAAUCACCAUCAAUGGAGACAUUCUGCACCAUCACUCUUGGUCAACUUCUAGAUUAGUGAACAAUGAAUUUGGUUUACUUGUGUUGCAAGCAUCUUUUUUGUGCUACUAAUAAUGUGUGUAUGGGGUUUUGUCAUCUUUAUAGGCUAGUCUUAAGGUUUUAAUUACCUAAGAAAAUAAGAUUUAUAUCUUGUGUGUUGUAACUUUUAAGGGUGUAUUUGAGUAAACAACUUAGUUUAAUUAA